Molecule: messenger RNA, 4174 nt
Organism: Arabidopsis arenosa
Lineage: Eukaryota; Viridiplantae; Streptophyta; Magnoliopsida; Brassicales; Brassicaceae
Source: the annotation of a GenBank genome assembly
CCACAUUUUGGCGCUGCCUGUGGGGAUCUACCACAAAACUCUUUAAUCUCAAAAUCUCUCUUUCCCAACCAAGAAACUAUGUCUGACCAACAAGCGUUGAACGAUUCAAUCGCCUUGCUUAAUCAGACAACCACUAAUCUGACCACUCAGAUUGGUACACUCGUUGAUGCCAACACCACUUUUAACACCACUUUUAGUGAAAGGUUGAACUCAAUCGAGCAAACCUUGACGAGUGUUCAAACCACCCAGACAGAUUUAUCAAACGCGCAGAACGUUGAUUCAAGCCGUUUAGAUACUUUGCCUUCAGUGCAGGUAGCAGCGCGUCAGCGUAGGCUAUUCGUAACUCCCGCACAAAACAGGACCGGGAAUACUCAAACUCCUCCAGCAGGCCAGCCUGCUAGUACUAGCAAUCAGGCAGCCGUAGGGGAUGGGACUAACCCAACCGGGGAAGUAAUUCCCCAGGAUCAGGGAAUUCCUGCUAUUGACGACGGAUUCCUUAUGGAAAAUCCCGAUGUCACCUUCUCACAUGAUUUCGUCAAACUUCGUCAAGAGCUUGAUGAAAUGAAGUCGAAGUUUCAUCAGGCGACCAGUUCGGCGCCUGAAAUCGAUCGAGUAAUCGAAGAAACUCGGCGAACACCGUUCACCUCGAGAAUCUCGAACCUUCGGAUCAAGGAUUCUCGAAAGAUCGCUGCUAGCAGAAUCGAUCUAGAACCAGACGAGGAAGAUGCCGGAUAUUGCAAACUAUUCGCCGAAAAUCUAUCCGAAUCGGCCCUACUAUGGUUUCCUCAGUUGGAGCCUGGAACUGUCGAUAGUUUUAAGGAAUUGUCCUCUGCAUUCCUAAAACAGUAUUCCAUGUUCAUGGAAAAGGCAACCUCUGAUGCAGAUCUUUGGAAUUUAACCCAAGGUCAGAAUGAACCACUUCGCAAAUAUAUCGCUAAAUUCAAAGAAGUGAUAGCCAAAAUUCCUGGGGUAUCGCACGCUGCUGCCCUUUCUGCUUUAAGGAACGGACUCUGGCAUGAAUCCCGAUUUCGGGAAGAAAUCAUCGUCAAUCGUCCAAGCACCAUCCAAGAUGCUUUAUUCAGAGCUACUAAUUGGAUGGAGGCAGAAGAAGAAAAGCUUAGCCUCGCUAAAAAGCAUCGGCCAGCAAAAUUGGUCGUUGGAAAUCCAACGAAAAAGUUCGAACCAAAAGAUCAAAAACGGUUCGGAGUCAAUCCUGCUACUAAUGCUGUAGGGAAACCCUCCCCAAACAGAGGAAGAUACAAUCCUCCUAAUACUUGGGUUAGAGAUGAGAGUGCCUAUUGCGAUAUUCACAGAGUAAACGGGCACUCCACCAAAGAUUGCAGCGUACUCAAAAAGCACCUCAUCGAACUGUGGGCAGCUGGAGAGCUCGCUAAUUUCAAUAUCGAGGAGUUUGUGGAAUCUUACCACAAAGAAAAAGAAGAUUCCGAAGCUUCUAAUCCUCCUGAAAAGAAACAUAAGCCCAAUGGACCCGGAACUCCGAACACUCCUAAGAAAAGGAUCGAUGUUAUAAUGGGAGGAUCCAAAUUAUGCCGAGAUUCGAUCAGAUCAAUCAAAAGGCACAAGAAAUCAGCAGCAAUUCAACCGCUGUGCCUAAUUGAUACUGGAAGCUCGGUAGAUCUCAUAUUUCUAAGCACUUUGCAACGAAUGGGAAUCAGUAAAGCCGACAUUAUCGGUCCACCGGCACCAUUGGUAGCUUUCACAAGUGACACAUCUAUGUCCUUAAGAAACAUAAAACUACUAGUACUCGCUGCAGGGGUUCCAAAAAUUGUAGAAUUCAUUGUUUUCGACCGUCCGGCCGCUUACAACAUAAUUCUCGAAACUCCGUGGUUAUUCCAAAUGAAGGCUAUACCUUCAACUUAUCAUCAAUCUGUGAAAUUUCCGACUCCUGGAGGAAUCGGAACUAUUCGAGGAGAUCAGGAAACAUCUCGUUCUUGCUACCUCAUGGGACAUCCAAAAGAUAUGCCCGGAAUCGACAAAAGUAUCAUUACCCAUGAAUUAAACGUCGAUCCCAGUUUUAAACCAUUAAAGCAAAAAAGAAGAAAACUGGGUCCUGAUCGAGCUCAAGCGGUCAAUGACGAAGUUGAUAAGCUUUUGAAAAUUGGUUCCAUUAGAGAAGUAAAGUACCCAGACUGGUUAGCAAACCCCGUGGUAGUCAAAAAGAAGAAUGGAAAGUGGAGAGUAUGUGUCGAUUUCACUGACAUUAACAAAGCAUGUCCUAAAGACAGUUUUCCUCUCCCUUAUAUCGAUCGGCUCGUAGAAUCAACGGCCGGAAAUGAACUCUUAACAUUCAUGGAUGCAUUUUCUGGAUAUAAUCAGAUCAUGAUGAAUCCCGAAGAUGAAGAGAAAACAUCCUUCAUAACAGAUAGAGGAAUCUACUGUUAUAAAGUUAUGCCAUUCGGUUUAAAAAAUGCCAGGGCAACAUACCAACGUUUAGUUAACAAAAUGUUUGCAAAACAUUUGGGCAAAACGAUGGAAGUUUAUAUAGAUGAUAUGCUCGUAAAAUCUCUUAAGAAAUCCGAGCACAUCACUCAUCUUGAACAAUGUUUCAAAAUUCUGAAUGAGUUCGGAAUGAAAUUAAAUCCAGCUAAAUGUUCUUUUGGCGUACCUUCCGGAGAAUUCCUGGGGUACAUAGUCACGGAAAGAGGAAUAGAAGCAAAUCCUAAUCAUAUUAACGCUUUCCUCACAAUGCCUUCGCCAAAAAACAUUAAAGAGGUCCAACGAUUGAUAGGCAGAAUUGCUGCAUUGAAUCGUUUCAUCUCAAAAUCUACCGAUAAAUGUCUCCCUUUUUAUCAAAUUUUAAAAGGAAACACAAAAUUUUGGUGGGAUGAUCAAUGCGAAGCAGCAUUUGGUCAACUCAAAACUUAUCUGACAACACCGCCGGUUCUCUCAAAACCUGAGUCAGAUGAGAAACUUUAUUUGUACAUUUCAGUUUCUAAUCAUUCGGUAAGUGGGGUUUUAGUUCGAGAGGACCGAGGUGAACAAAAGCCGAUUUUCUACAUAAGUAAAUCUCUUACUAGUCCAGAAACGAGAUAUACCAUGAUGGAAAAAUUAGCUUUAGCAGUAGUCAUAUCUGCUAGAAAACUCAGACCUUAUUUCGAAUCUCAUCCGAUAGAAGUUUUAACUUCUCAUCCACUUCGCUCAAUUCUUCACGGUCCAAGUCAGUCCGGUAGAUUGGCGAAAUGGGCAAUCGAACUCAGUGAGUACGAUAUAAAAUACAAAAGUCGAACUAGCACAAAAGCACAAGUUCUGGCUGAUUUUCUAACCGAACUACCAUUAGAUGAUGGAAUCCUUAUUGAAACGGACUCCAUAUGGAAAUUACAUGUAGAUGGCUCUUCUUCUAAACAAGGAUCCGGAAUCGGUAUUAGGCUCGAAACUCCGACAAAGGAAAUAAUCGAACAAUCAUUUCGAUUAAUGUUCCCGGCUUCGAACAAUGAAGCGGAAUACGAAGCUCUCUUAGCAGGACUUCGGCUUGCUCUUGCAAUUGGAGCAGAAAAAAUAAUAGCUUAUUGUGAUUCUCAGCUAGUUGUAAACCAGUUCGCUGGAGAUUACGAAGCUAAGGCUCCUCGAAUGGAAGCCUAUCUUUCGGCUGCCGAGCAUAUCGAAACUCCAAAAUUAAGUUCCGGAAAUGAAAAUAGUUCGCUUGUUAUCACCAGAUCACGAGUAAAGUCUCAAGACGACGAACUUACUCCACCACUGGAACUUCCUAAAAGAAAGCCAAGAAGAAAAUUAAAGGAUCAAGAGGUUCCCAUUAAAGAACCAUCUCGAACUGAACAGUCACUUCUAGGUGAUGAAGAAGUUCAGGAGACAGUCGAAGAUCCUGAUAUUCCUUCCGAACCUGAACCAAGGAAGUUUAUACUCAAGGAUAAUACUUCCGCUAAUGAUUGGGGGGCUGACUGGAGGGUACCCAUCAAAAAUUUUAUUCUUAAUGGAGAAUUACCAUCGAACAAGUGGCAAGCUCGCAAAUUAAGAAUCAUCAGCGCUAAGUAUUGCAUAAUUAAAGAGUCAUAGUACAAGCGAGGUGUCAGUAACCCUUAUCUUUUAUGUAUUUUCGGACCCGAAGUUGAAAUAGUGACAAGCGAGGUUCACGAAGGGCUUUCUGGUAGUCAUUCUUCGGGACGAUCAAUGGCUUUCAAAAUCAAACGAGGAUAUUUUU